Acaulospora morrowiae is the source of this 391-nucleotide messenger RNA. Lineage: Eukaryota; Fungi; Glomeromycota; Glomeromycetes; Diversisporales; Acaulosporaceae. The record is from the annotation of a GenBank genome assembly.
AUGAAAUUCUCUUCAAUUGCCGUUGUCCUAGCUUUAUUGGCAUCGACCACCUUGGCCGAUCCUUCCGCCAACCAAGAGAAGCGUGAUGCUUCCCCAUACUAUUACUACAAACGCAACGCCCAGCCAUACUACUACUACAAGCGUGAUGCCCAAGCACCAGAGAAACGUGAUGCUGAACCAUACUACUACUACAAGCGUGAAGCCAACGAAGAGAAACGUGAUGCCGAACCAUACUACUACUACAAGCGUGAAGCCAACGAAGAGAAACGUGAUGCCGAACCAUACUACUACUACAAACGUGAAGCCAACCAAGAGAAGCGUGAAGCCAACCAAGAGAAACGUGAUGCCGAACCAUACUACUACUACAAGCGUGAAGCCAACCAAGAGAAAC